AUGCCCAAAAAGUCCUGGAUCAACAAAAAGACGGCCCAGCACUUCACGCUGGUCCACCGUCCUCAAAAUGAUCCCCUCAUUCACGACGAGUCCGCCCCGUCCAUGGUCCUGAACCCCACGAAUGCGCCCGCCGCCGCUGCCUCAUCCUCCAAGGCGAAGCCGUCUUCCAGGCACCUCGACGACCUCGCCUCCGAGCUCGGUGUUGAUGCCGAGAGGAUUCGAGCCAACGAGGGCGAGGCCGCCGAGUAUGGCGUCUACUACGACGACACCGAGUACGACUAUAUGCAGCAUCUGCGCGACCUGGGCGAUGGCAAUCAGGGCGGCAGUGUCACCUUCGUCGAGGCCACCGACGACGGCAGCAACCGGAACAAGGCAAAGGGCAAGGGCAAGCAGCAAACCCUCGACUCUGCACUGAAGCAGCUGGAUAUCCAGGCCGGAGACGGGAAGAAGAAGGACCUCUUUGACGAAGAUUUCCUGCCGAGCAAGAACUUGACCAGAAAGACGUACCAGGACAUGCAAGACGUCCCAGAUGCUAUUGGUGGCUUCCAGCCGGACAUGGACCCCAGAAUCAGGGAAGCCCUCGAGGCCCUCGAGGAUGACGCCUAUGUGAACAAUGACGAGGAGGAUGACUUCUUCGGCGAGCUCACAAAAGAAGGCAACGAAGUUGACGAGUAUGACUUUGAUGAUAUGGACGACGCCGGUUGGGAGACGGACGACACGGCAAAGCCAGCCAGCGAAUACAAAGCCGGCACAUCAUCAACAGCAGCAGCAGCAGCAGCAGCAGCAGGCGACGAAGCGCCAGAACUGGUACCAGUUAUCAUGAACGAGGAGGAAGCAGCAGAGGCCGCCGACAAGGUGAACUGGAUGGAGGACUUCAAUGCCUUCAAAAAGGACCAGAAGGCCACCAGUUCGCGGAAACUCGGGGCACCCCCUUCACAAUCAGACCUCCAAUCAUCCAUCAUGACCACAACCACCAACGGUGGCCGGAGGAAAAAGCGCAAGGGUGCUCUCACGGAUAACUCGUCCUACUCCAUGACCUCGUCGUCCCUUGUGCGGACAGAACAACUCGGCAUCCUGGAUGCGCGCUUCGACAAGAUCGAGGAGCAGUACCAGCCAGACUUUGACGACAUGGGCUCAGUCUCGGCCAUCUCCACCACAUCGACAGUGGAUGGACCCGUGAGAGGCGACUUCGACAGCGUGCUGGACGAAUUUCUCGGUGGCUACGCGCAAUUCAACAAGAAAUACGUCCGCAAGGAUUGGACGAACGGCAUACAACAGCUCGACGAGAUCAGACAGGAGCUGGGUCCCGCACGGAUAAAAGGCAAGAGCAAAUCUACCAAGGCUGGCGGCGGUCGUGCACGGUAA
Messenger RNA from Truncatella angustata, 1365 nucleotides. Its product is annotated as Low temperature viability protein. Gene Ontology annotation, biological process: ribosomal small subunit export from nucleus; ribosomal small subunit biogenesis. The record is from RefSeq and is a predicted model, not a curated record. Bases 1 to 1365 code for a protein of 454 amino acids. Lineage: Eukaryota; Fungi; Ascomycota; Sordariomycetes; Amphisphaeriales; Sporocadaceae. Gene Ontology annotation, cellular component: nucleus; preribosome, small subunit precursor; cytosol. The transcript has a single exon.